Lodderomyces orthopsilosis Co 90-125 is the source of this 3927-nucleotide messenger RNA. It is a transcript of the gene USO6, whose product is annotated as Uso6p. Bases 1 to 3927 code for a protein of 1308 amino acids. The record is from RefSeq and is a predicted model, not a curated record. The transcript has a single exon. Lineage: Eukaryota; Fungi; Ascomycota; Pichiomycetes; Serinales; Debaryomycetaceae.
AUGUCAUACUCAACGCUGUUCACAGUACUAGCAUGUAUUUUGGUAAUAGUUCUUUACAAACUACAUGAGUCAAAGUCGACGAAAUUGCGUUCAGUGCAAUUGGAGUACGAAAGCUUUUUAAAAUCAUCGAAAUCAUCCCAAGAUGAGCAAACCAUGUUGUUUAAAGAGGAGUUGGAAACUUUGAAGAAAGAUUCUUUGGAAAAGAUUGAACUUAGUAAGAAGCAAAUUGGACAGCUUGAAUCUCAGCUAAGAGAGUAUACUGUAAAAAAUGAAAAGUUGGUUGCAUCGGAAGACAAGUCGACCUCAGAGGCGUUAAGUUUGAUGAGGAAGAUCUCAGCCAAGGAGAAAGAAAGUGACCAAUUGAAGCAUGACUUAGAACAAGCACAAAAGCAUGGUGAGAAACUAGCUCAGGAUUACAAGUUCCAGUUGAAUACCCAAAUUGAGAAGUUGGCAGUGGAGAAGGAUUCAAGAAUCGCAGAGUUGGAAGAAUUGGUUGCCACUACAAAACGCGAAACACUAUACCAGAGAGAGUUAUUCAAGACGACUGAAAGUGACAAAGAAGAUACAAUAACUGAACUUCGUCAAUCGCUUAGUGAAUUGCAAAAGAAGAUUGAUGAGCUAGAACAUAGCAACAAAGACCAAGUUUCCAAGAACAACCAGCUAAUCAAGGAUUUUGAUCAACUGCAAAAGGACUUGGAAGAUUUGAGAUCAGCUUACAAGACUAUACACGAAGAUUAUGCUAAAGUAUCUGGAGAUCUCGACGACACAAGGAAGGCAUUGGUGGAUCUUAAAGAAAGAGCGGAGAUGCUUGUCCAUUCGGAAACAAAUUUGGGCAAUGAACUCAAUGUAUCUAAAAGUAAAAUUCAUGAACUGUCGGAGAAAAUUGACUCCACAGCUAAGGAGCUACAGAUCUACCAAGCAUUCUUCAAAAAGUGCGAAUUUUACAUUGAAGACUUGAAACGUUUUGAUCCUGGUUUUGCUGAAAUUGCAAAGCAUCUAGAACAAGUAGCAACAACCUAUGAGGCAGUUUCAUCAGGAGAGGACUACCACUCAGAUGAUGACUAUUUAUCUGACACAAAGCAGGGUGAGGUUGAUCAAAAUGAGUUUGCUAUUUUAACCAAAAAAGCAUCAAAAAAUACAUUCACUCUAAUUGAAAGGUAUAUCGAAGAGUUGAGAGCAAGAGUGGCUCGAGAAAAAUCCUUAUCAGGUAAGAAUGGAUCAGAGAAUAUCGAUUUGAAAAAGGCAGUUGCCGAGUUGAAAAAACAGUUAAGUGACGCAGAGUCCAGAAAUGUGACUGUGUUAAGUAUUAUUCUUGAGUCAAGAAAUUUGGUUGAGGAUGAGCUUUCAAAAAGUCCUGUAAACGAAAAGAAAUUGAAGGAAGUUUUUCAUAAUGCUUACCAAAAUAUUGAGAACUGUUUGAAAACUGGGAGUUAUGAAAAGGAUACUUCUCAGAGUGAUAAUAAACUGGAAAGCAGGGACAAAGGCUCGCCUAGUCACAUGGCUGGAUUUGAAAAUGGUACGGCUCUGGGAUCCCAAAAUUUAGACGGAAUUUCAAAUACAAAAGAAGCGGAACAAAAGCGAUUCAAUGGUGGAAAUGUGCUAUCACCACCUGACUCUCUGUCCAAAACAAGAAAUUCAGUGGAAAAUAAGAAAGAAGAAACUGUGGAUACAAUUGAUGUUACGGUUGAGAAAAACGACAAGACCAACGACAAUAAUGAACGUAGGCACUCGCCUAAUGAAUCGACGCUACCUAAAGAUGAUACAGAAGAAAUGGUGCUGUCCAAGAGUCACGAUACUCCUAAACCAACCGCAAAAGGUUUAACUCUAUCUACAAGCAACAAGGUAGAGCAGCCACUUUCAUCGAUGUGGGCAUCCAAAAAAAAUUCUCAUGCCAAUAGUGAUGCUGAUUCCGGUUUUGCUCCACUGGUCCCCGUCUUUAAGACAGUUCAAGACAUUUUCUCAACCUCUCCACCAGCACUCACUUCUGAUGCUAAGGAGAAUAUCGGCACUGGCCCUGAAAGCGGUGCUUCCAAAAUAUCAGAUAAGAGUAAAAAGUGUGAUAUAAGGAAGCUAGAUGUUACAGACAAGACUGAAAAAAGUGAAUCUGAUAACUUCAAGCUGACAAACGAUGAAGUCGAAGACUCGAGUGAGGAAAAGAAUAACUGCAAUGAAGGAGAUUCAAAACACGAUCUAGAAGCUAGUGUAUCAAACCAGGGUGCUGAUUCUGACGAAGGUAAAUCGACAUUGGAGAAAAUUGAUGAAAAAUUACGUGAAGAUGUAAUUGCUGAAGAGAAGACUACUCAAGAUGAAAAAUUAUUGGCUAAAGAAGAAGCCGAAGAGGACAAAGAAAUCUUGAGUCGAUACAAUCUUCGUGCUGCUGAAAAUGAAGGAGAUGAAGGAAAAGAGAUGGAACCAUCAAUUGACCCUCUCUCGGAAGAUCCAGCAGGCGAGGAAGGUAAGGCUAAUGUGAAAGAAGAAGCAAAUGCUUUUCAUUCAAUCAGUGAAAGCCAAUCGAAGUUUGAGGCAUUUAAAAGGGAUAUUGAAGAUGCUAAAGAUGCAAGCACUAGAGCAGACAUCUACACAAACGACACUAACGGUACUAAAGAUGCUAGAAACACCAACGACACCAACGACACCGACAAUGACAACCACGCCAAGGAUUCCACGCAUUUAAGUGAAACACACUCUGGUAGCGUUAGUGAACAAAUGUUCAAUGCAUUUAAGAGAGAUAUAAGAGAUGCAAAGGAAAUAGAAGAUUCAAAUGAGGAUCUGGAAGAUGGACCCAUGAAAGAGGGUAAGGACACGAACGAAGAAGCUAAAAAGGGAAGUAUUAAGGAGAGUAUAGAAAUGCAUGAAGGAGCCAAGGAUGAUGUAUUUAAGAGCAAUGAAGUCAAGGGCGAAAAAGUCAAGACGGAUGGUGCCAAGAAUGCCGAUGUCAAACAAGACGAAUUCAAGAAGGAUGAUCACCUCAAAGACAAUGAGUCCCCAUCCAAGGAUGAAAAACUGGAAGAAGAUUCGAAAUCCAAAUUUGACGCAAGUUCACUGGCUUCUGAGGAUUUGAAUGGCGCUAAGCAAAAAAUAGGUAGAAGUCACAAUGUAGACAACGUUGGCAAUUCGAAUGCAUCCAUUGAGACCGCAAAGUUACAAAGCAAAAACGAAAGUAUUACUGAUACCAAAUCUGGUGAAGAUAAACCAAUAUCUAAAUUGAAAUCUGAAGAAGAUGCGCAAACUUCAACUUCAAAGUCAGAAAACACACAAUCCGACACAACUUCUGUAGCUGAUAAAGGUGAGCAAUUUCCAACCUACGAUUCAAAUUCGGGCGAAGGUUCAACAUCGUCUAAACUAAAUGAGGUUGAUUCAAAAGCAUUAACCACCAAUGAUAAUUCCACAUCAGUAGGUAUUGAUACUGCUCAGAAAAUUGUGUCUUCUCGGGAACACACUGAACAAGUUAUUGAUGAAGUAAAGAAUAAUGAAAAGCAAAAACUGGAACUUAAUGAUGAGCAUGAAGAAAAGAGCUGUGCAAAAGAAGCCAACAAUAAUAACAAACUAGACCUAAUGCCAAGAACUGAUGAACAGGGUGACCAAGACAACGGUAAACGAAACAAUGAUGAGGCUGAUAGCAUUACACAUUCAUUUGAUGGCGAAUCUGAAGAAAUGAGGGAGGAGGAUGAAGAAAUGUCUCAAAGCCGAGGUUCAAUUGAGAGUGAAAUCACAACAAAUAUUGACGAUACUUUAAGUUUGGGUCAUGGAGAAAGCAAUGAUGAGAAAAGCGCUAUUUCUAAUGAGGAUAUUGACAUCAAGUCAACGUCAGCACGGGAUUUGUUUGAAAGUUCAAAUAAGUCAUCGAAUUCCAAGUCAAAUUCAGCUUCACCAACAAAAAUGAAAUCGAAGAAAGGUAAAAAGAAGAAAUCUAAAAGUGCAUUUUGA